Schistosoma rodhaini is the source of this 6537-nucleotide messenger RNA. The record is from the annotation of a GenBank genome assembly. Lineage: Eukaryota; Metazoa; Platyhelminthes; Trematoda; Strigeidida; Schistosomatidae.
GUUUCAAAUGUAAGCGUUGCGUCUUUACUCAACUGGUAUUUUGGUAGUUGUCCCCUCAUACCAUUCUUAACUGAAUCAGGUUUUUAAUAAACAAUCUUGCCUAUUAUUUCAAUUUCAAUCAAAACAAACGUACCCAACACCAUAUUAUUUAAAUGUCUAAGUCAAAAGAUCCUUUAUUCUAUCCAAAUAUAACGUAUAAAUAGUCUUUUAUGCAUAUUUCUUUACAAAUCGAGUAGGACACUUGUCCUUUCUUGCAAAACUCAAUUCACUGGAGUGUUUUAAUAUUUGUGAGCUUUUGAAAUUUUGUGAAUUUAGAGUUCUCCACGUUAAGUAAUUGGUAUCUUUCGUAUACGUGUAUAGAUUUCCCACAGCCAAACCACCUAUUUAUUCGAACAAAAUGUUGUAAGUACGUGCAACUAUAGUGUUCGUUUCCGUUAUUUUCAAGCCGUGCUUCGUCAACGCUACAGAUUGGCUACUUCGCUUGUCACUAUGUUCCCAAUAGUUUUCAAACUUGACAGCAAAUACAAUUUCUAGGGUUUAAUAAUCACAUUUAGUCCCGCGUUCAGGUAGUUGAAAUAUUUCGCAGGGCUGUUGUAUUGUCAGGUCAUGCCUUUACGUUAGUCAGUAAUGUAUAUUAAUCCCUAAACUUUCUUUCAUUCUUCAAAAUGCAUAGCAAAUUUACUUCAGUAUUGGAGAUAUUGGAGAAAUUAUGUACAGUCACAUUCAAAUAUCAAUACAACAUUAACAAAAAUAUGACGUAGAGAAACGUUAUUUCAAACCAUUUAAUCUCUGGUUUGUUGAUGUAUAGUCCCUAAAUUUAAUACACAAAGAGAAAGGUCAAUCCUUAUUUCUCAGUUCGGUCUGUGACUUUCCUUCAGUCAACUGCAAUGCAUUUCGCAGACUCAAGCUAUUUUAAAUGAAUCCUGUUCAAUAACUUCCUGUGUAUUCCAUUUGUAUUUGGUUUUUGUGAUUUGCAAUGCUUUUUCCUCUACGAUUUGUGUUCAGUGACAGUGAUUCAGUUCACGAAUCAUAAGUGCUGUAAUCGAUGCAUAACUAAUUAAUUGGAUUACAGACAUUAUUCUUUCGGGAUUUUGACUAACAAAGCCUCCAUUCAAACUGGAUUUCUCACUAGUCAACGGAUCAGGGACAAACAGCAUAAUCGUCUCGUUCACCGUACUGAAUUCGGAGCUGAAAAAUAGUAGCUUGUUAUACAAAUGUAUAGGGGUUCGGACUUAUUCUGACUUGCAUAGCCAAAUAAAGUUAUUAGCAUGUAGAGAAGUAUGUGUCGUUCACAAUUGAGUGCAUAAACCUAUACUUUUGUAAACAAAUAGCAUGAGCUAAAAAUAUUCCUUUUGUAGCCCUCAACAGCUCAUAACUCAAGUCAAUUUUUUUUCGGCACAGCAGAUUUUCAGACGUUUUUCACUUAAUGAAUGUGACGAGUUACAAAAUAUCAUUGAUAUACAUUUUGUUUAUUAGUUGACUGAAAAAAAUCCGUGGGUGUUUUACAUCGAACUCAAUCGUGGUACAUACAUGGUGUCGCGUUCUGUAGAACUGAAUGUAAAAUUAUUAUACACUUUAAAGUUUCUAUUGUUUUCCCUGUUAGUGUAAAUAUUGGAGUUGCAACAAUCGCAGUAGAGUUUAUUCAUCAUGCAUUUCACUGGUAGUGUCGCAACACAAAUGAAUGUUAAUACUUUUUUGAUUGGUUUCAUUUGAACUACAAAAUCCGCUGCUUUACUCCCCAUGUUUUCGUUUUACGCUUCAUCUGUUUAUAGCUAUUGUGAAACCUAUCUCUUUUAGUUAAAAAACAAUCCACACCCAACAAAUGUUCAUUUCACCCAAGAAUUCAUUGAAUUUGUAUAUUCAAUAAUAAUUGUUAUGCUGUAGAAAAUGAGGUUGAUAUUUUCUUCCAUGUAUUGGAGAUUCUAAAGAUUUUCGUCUUGAAAAAAUGGAGGAUAAAAGUGGUAACUAUACGCCAGAAAAACUUCGCCAAAUAUUCAACUUUCCGUUUAAGGAAAGAGAAGUGAUUCAUUAUUUUUGUUUUCUUGUCAGUGGGAAGGAGUCACGUCCAGGUUGGAUGAUCCUAACUUUGAAUUACUUAUGCUUCUAUCCGAAUGUAUAUGGCACCAAAAUAUGCACACCUUGGAUUCACAUUACUUCUGUCUUUCAAUCACGAUUGUACAAAACUUGUGUACAGACACGCAAUCAGACGUAUCGCUUUGUUAUCCCAGCAGGUUCCGAUGAAGCACUCCAUAUGAUUUUGCAAUUGGCUAAUUAUGGUGUUAGACAGCUCUUGGUCGACGAUUGUUAUACGAGUUGGUCGCAGUUCGAUUUACAUUUAAAAAUUUUACUUACUCAGAACUCGUCCAAUUUAUUGAAUAAGUUGGAUGUACUAAUCCGUAGUCAACAUUUCCAAGAUUCGUUUCAUUUACCUGCAUAUGAAAUUAUAGAAACUUCUGUUGAUUGUAAACUGCAACGGUUGGAUAAUACUGAAACUAUUUCUGGGAAAAUGUUUUUGUCCCCUCAGUUUAUUUGUUAUUGUUCAUCGGGUGAGAGCACUAAGAUUAUUCUUCCUCUACGUGAAAUAAUUUCGGCCGAAGCAUUCCCACAAAGUGAUUCAACUUCCGCAGGAGGAGUUAUCAUUAUAACAGCUGAAAAACUUGUUUAUAUAUUUACUGGUAUUGUUGGAUUCGAGGAUAUUCUCAAGAAAAUUGGCAGCAAUUUGGAAGUAUCGAAGGGCACUAAAUCUGAACCUUCAGAUGUCAUAACUUCAAUAACAAGUUCGUUUAACAAUAGUCUAACAGUUAUUAGUUCAUCGAAUACUACUAGUCAGUUAGAUUUUUCAAGUGGAUCCGGAUGCUUCGCUAGUCGUUAUUCUUAUAAUAAUCCUUUCAGAUUAGAUAAUCCCGAUGCUGAAAAUAAACGGUUAGAUGAUUGGAAGGAAUAUUUUCAAGAGUAUGGUUCUGGUAUGUCAAUGUAUCGAAAUGAACGUCUUAAACACCUUGUUUUAAAUGGAUUACCUGAAGGAAAACGGGGAAGUUUAUGGAUGAUUUUAAGUGGAGCUGAAAAUGAGAUGUUUGCCAAUCCAGGAUAUUAUGAUAAAUUAAUCAACGGUGUUCAAGGUUGCAAUAAUUUUGUCAAUGAAGAAAUUGAACGCGAUUUACACCGUUCAUUCCCAGAACAUCCUGCGUAUCAUACACCAGAGGGUAUUCAGUCUCUUCGACGAGUUCUUACUGCGUAUGCUUAUCAUAAUCCUAAUGUUGGAUACUGUCAAUCAAUGAAUAUAGUAGCCAGUGUUUUAUUACUGUAUUGUACAGAAGAACAAUCAUUUUGGUUACUGACAGCAAUCUGUGAACGUUUACUACCUGAUUACUAUGAUAGUCGUGUUGCUGGUGUACGUGUUGAUCAACAAGUACUUCAUGCUUUAGUCAUUGAAUAUAUUCCUGAACUAAAAUCAGUUUUACAAAUUCCAGUACAAGAUAGUUUGAAAAAUAUUGUCACUUCUGAAUAUAAUAUCGAAUCAAUGGUUGGUGGUUUUUCAACAUCUUUCAAUCAUCAAUUUAUGUAUCAGUCAUUAGGCUCAGAGUUAAUUAGUAUGCUACCAUUAAGUUGGUUUUUGACGUUGUUUCUAAAUACUAUGUCCUUUCAUUGUGCUGUAUACGUUUUGGAUUUUUUCUUUUAUGGUGGAGCUCGUGUUAUUUUCCAAAUUGCUUUAGAUGUACUUCGUCAGCAUACAUCGUUUAUCAAGAAAUCUGUUGAACAAAAUGAUGACAGUAGUGUUUUAACUAAAUUGAAUGCAUAUUUUAAUAAAUUACGUCAUCAAGAUCAUACAUCAAAUGAAUCUAUAUAUAAUCUGUUAACUUCAGCUGAUCGGAAUUUUAAUAUUACAAAUGAACUUAUCGAUCGGAUGCGUUUACAAUAUAGACCUAAAGUAAUUCAAUCACUUAGUGAUUACACUUCUAAAGAAGUUGUAAGAAGUUUAGGUCGUGAAUUUCCUGGAGAUCUGAUCUUACUUUUUGAAUGUUACAGAGAUCAUUAUAUUCUUUCGAAAUAUGAGCGAAUCCAUCAAAUAGCACCAGCUAAAACUCAUAAUGAAACAAAUAAUCCAAAUCGUCCAGCGUAUGAUGUUCAUCGUAUUGACGCACGUCAAUUCAAUAGUCUAUUCCAGGGAUUAGUUCCAUGGGGUGCUGCAGCUCAACGUUUAGGCUCUCCAUGCUUUCAUCUGUUAGAUCAAGAUGAAGAUAAUCUAAUUAACUUUAAGAGUUUUGUUUGGUUAAUGGAAAGUAUAUGUGGUCAUGAUCUAAAUACAAAACUACGUUUAUUAUUCUUAUUACAUCGAUCCCCUUACUGGGUUACACUUGAACAAAGAAAUGAAUCCAAGUGGAAUAUACUAGGUGGUAUGCUGCCAUUCAACAAUAUUGAAAGUUGUAAAAAAGAUAGUAAUAAUUCUCUUUCUUGCGAUACAAGUAUUGACAGUUAUCAUAUCUGUUCCAAAUCAGAUUUCGAUACAGUAGAGAUAGGUACUGAUAUUAUUGCUGAGGAGUGUAUAGAACAACAGAAAACACCUGAUAAUAAAAAUGCUGAAGUUCCAAAAAGUCAUGUUUCCGAAUAUAAUUUAGAAAUCGCACAUAAGAAAGCCAAUGAAAUUCCAAUUGUUAUUCCAGAUCCUUUGGGUUUUAUCAGCAAUAAAUACAGUUCAAGAGAUAUAAGUGAACAGAUUUCACUGAAUUAUAAUCAGUUUCAAUGUUUAACAGAGACAAUACGAGUAAUCGUAGAAAGUGUAGACGAAGAUAAAGAAGAAAUGUUGGAUUCUGUGAAUUGUUUAUUCCUUGAAUUGUUCACACAAGAAUUACAAAAUGUUGAAUUAUCUCAUAAUUGUACUUCGAGCAGUCCAACUGACAAUGUUAGUGUGCAUAGCACGGAAUAUGACGACGGAUGUCCUAGUGUUGAAAGUAUGAUUCAGUCAUUUUGGAGGCUGAAAUUAUGUGAUUUCCAGAAAGCUUUCUGGAAACAAGUAUUGUUACGCAACCAUUUCUCCAAAGAACUAUCUAUUGAAAGACAAUGCUCCAAGUUUCGGGAAUGGCUUUAUUGUGGCUAAAAUUGUAUGUCCCUCAACUGCUUGAUUGCUUUGGUUCCCCUCUGUAUUCUAAAGUCUCAUUAUCAUUGUAUUUCAUCUCAUCACUUUCGUACAAUGAUGUUGAUUCUGUACAAAUUUAUAGAUGUCCUUUUCUGUCUUCUCAUAUUUUUGGUAAAGAAUUUAUUCACUCUGUAACUAUAAUUUCUAUUGUUUUUAGAUAGUAUCGUUGUAUAAUUUUGUGACUUCCUUGUUUUUUUUAAUCACUAUCCCUCCCCCUCCUCUCAUCCCGGUAAUAUUAAUCGUUCUAAAUGAUUUGAAUUUUUUUAUAAAUAAAAACCUUAUUUGGCAAAAAAUAAGUCUUUCUAAGAUAAAAUUAUUGUCUCUUUUAAUAAUAUUAAUAACAUACUUAAUGAUCACUUUAUAUUGUCACAGUAAGUGACGAUAUCUCAGUUCUUUUGUUUUCCUUAUUUUAACUGUUCAACAGAUGAUCUAAUUAACUCCCAUUAAUUUCCUUGUUAUUUGUUGCACUCUGCUUUUGUUGUUACAAGUGUUUUCUUUGCUGAUUUCUUUUUUAAUAAUAUCGUAAAUGUUAUGAAUUUUUCGAAUCUCACUCAGAAAUACUUUUAAAUAAAAUUGUUACAGUCGAGUUUUAUAUUUAUUAACUUGAUGGUUAGUAAGCGUAGGAUUCAGUUAGCCCUAAUCUUUCAUGUACUCAGGAGAUUGAUUUUAUUUCUUUGGGAAUUCAAUUAGACUUGGUGAAAAUGUUCAAUAUUGUCUUCCUUGCCAUUAACGUACACAAUAUUUUAUGCUCACUUUCAUCUGUUUUGUCACUUGCAGGCCAAAGCUGGGCAUGUAAUUGGUCCAUGAAUUCAUUGGCUGUCGAAAUGAACAGUACAAGAAGGUACGGCUCACCUCCUUAGGGUCCAAGGGACCAUUAGAACCAAUAACUGGCUGUUAUGUGGUAUAGCUCGAGAUUGGACGUAUUGGCGUCCAUGCACUCACACUUCCUCACUUUUCUAGUUAUUGAGUUUAAAAAUUAUUAUAUGCAUUUUCAAUUGCAUGAACUCAUCUGUUCUUAAUUACAUCCAUGGUUAGUACUUUCUGAUAAUGCUGUUAAUAAUUCGACUGCUCAAGGUUUCCCUCGUUAAUUUUACCUCAGUGCUAAUGGCAACACGAGUUGAUGCGCGAGUCAACGUCACUUAUGACUAACUGAAAAAGCAAUACUAUCAAAGGAUUGUAGUGGCCUACUUUUAUGACGAGAACGCGGUUGGUGUAAUGGAAACAAUUAUUAUAAUCAAUUGUACCAGUGAUUGUUUAACUGUACUAGACGCAUUUUUCCUUCCCUUGUCCAAUUUGCUUGUACAAAUGAGCUUACGCUCCGCCGUUUUGCCUGUAAUCUUUGGCAUGUCUCGGUAUUAUUUCGAUACCACGAGAUCGCCAACAAAUAUAUCCUAUUUGAACCA